This is a messenger RNA of Bursaphelenchus okinawaensis, 920 nucleotides long. Lineage: Eukaryota; Metazoa; Nematoda; Chromadorea; Rhabditida; Aphelenchoididae. The record is from the annotation of a GenBank genome assembly.
AUGAACCGACUGGUCGGUUUGCUGUAUUUGUUUCUUCUGAUUUCGCUGUUCCUGAAUGUCAAUGGGGAAGACUCGGAAAAAAGUUCUUUAAGUUCCUCAGAGGUCCGUAGCACGACCCGGAGCACCGUGCGCUCUACAAAACCCUUCAGUGGAAAUGUGAGUUAUUUAAAAGUUGAUUUUGGUUUUUUUGUAUCAAUAGGUCGUUUUUAAUAUAAAUAACAAAAAUAUAGUUUAUUCGAUUUUUAGGUAAAAAAAAUGUUUUUUAGGUAAUAAAUUAACUUUGAAAUCAACUUUCGUUAAAUUUAUAGUGUUCAUACUAAAAAAUAACCAAGUUUUAAUGUUCAACUUCAGGUCGCUCAAUAUAAAACCAUCGAUCUUCCGUUCUCAACCAAAGAGUACGAACUGUACUGUCUCGCAGCAUCGUGCCUUUUUCCUCUGGCUUUGAAUGCCAUAUUUUUUCUGAUCGCUUAUAUCAAAGCACGCUUGUCAGCACCAUCAAAACCUUCGCCCACCAUUCUAGCCAGACUAAAAGCAAAUGACAUGGAGGAUUACAAGGCUGGCCGUCAACGAUGGCUGAAACCACCUCUAAAGGGGGGUCCAUACGUAAGUUAUUAAAACUUAAAAUUAUACGUUUUGUAAAGCGGGUGAUGAUGUGCAUUUCUUGAAAUUUUUACUUUCUCAUAGUCAGGUAUGACAAAGUUAUAGUAAUUUUAAAAUGUCCAGCCAAGUCUAACGUUUUUCUUUCCAAAAAUCACAAAAGCAAAAUACUAAUCUCAAAAUUUCAGCCUGAAUUUAUGUUCGAAGAUGAAGGAAAGAGCGUUGAAGACGUGGGUACUGUUAUGGGUGCGGCAGGAACAACUAAUGAGACAGAAAAUGCCGAUACUCCAUCACCUUCUGCACCAGCAGCCCCCGCAACAUAA